CGUGGAACUUAUUAAUACAAGUGAUCGACUUCCUUUCCUGUUAGCAAGCAAUAAUGGAGAUGUAAUUAAAUGGAUGAUCGACUUCAAUCUCCCUCAUCUGUUUAAUCUCGCUCAUCUUUUCUUGAAGUACUGGGGUUUGCUCUGUCUAGCUGGUUCUCUUUGUGAAAUUUUAUUUGGAAACUCUGCAACUAAAUCUCUUGUAUGGAGUGUUUGGCCCCAAUCUUGGGUGAGAUUUUGGGUCCUAUGUGUGACUCAAUGUGCUCCCGGGUCGUCAAUGCCAUAAGGUUCAAAUCAAACGUCCUAGCUCUUAACGAUGUGAUGGAGAGAUUAGUUGAGCUUAAGGGCAACAUAAAUGAAGACCACAGAGAUAAACCAUUUAGACUCAAGCUAAUGGGGUGGCAAAGAAAUGCUGAGGAGGUUAUCACUAAAGCAAGGUCCAAACUUGAGGAACUGGUUUCGUGUGGUAAGUCCUUGAAAUCCAGGCUGAGCAGGGAACUCGUCAGGAUUCUCAACGAAGCUAGAAUGCUCGAAAAGGAAGGUUUAGAUCUUUUAGACAUGAUAGCUGUGGCUUCUGUACAGGAAAGAGUUGAACAUGUUCCAGGAGUUUCAGUACUUUAUCAAACAACCGCUUCGAGUAUGUUAGUUAAAAUUACAGAUGGUUUGAGGAGCAGCGAGGUUCAGAAGAUUGGUAUUUGGGGUAUGGGUGGAGUGGGGAAAACGACAUUGGUGAGAACGUUGAACAAUAAGCUUCAGAAAGAGGCUGCUACUCAACCAUUUGGCUUGGUGAUCUUUGCUACAGCAUCCAAAGACUUUGAUCCGAGAACGGUCCAAAAGCAGAUCGCUCAGAGACUAGAUAUCGACACCAGGUUGGAAGAAACUGUAGAGAGGCUGGCAAGAAGGAUCUAUGUGAGGCUUGAGAAAGAGACCAACUUCCUUCUUAUUCUUGAUGACGUGUGGAAAGAUAUUGAUUUAGAUCUUCUGGGCAUUCCACGAACAGAAGAGAAGAAGGGUUCAAAAAUCAUUCUCACUUCCAGGUUUCUAGAAGUCUGUCGUAGCAUGAGGACAGAUCUUGAUGUGAGGGUGGAUUGCUUGUGGGAAGAAGAAGCUUGGGAACUGUUUUGCCAGAAUGCAGGAGAGGUUGCAAGAUCAGAUCUUAUUGAGCCCAUUGCAAAAGCAAUUUCACUUGAGUGUGGCGGGUUGCCCUUGGCUAUCAUCACAGUCGGGACAGCUUUAAGGGGAAAGACAAAUGUCAAGUUGUGGAAACACGCCUUGAAUCAGCUAAGUAGAUCGGUACCUUGGGUCACAAGCAUUGAAGAGAAGAUCUACCUGCCUUUGAAACUGAGCUACGACUUGUUGGCAGGAAAGCCAAAAUCUUGUUUUCUUCUUUGUGCUUUGUUUCCUGAAGACUACUCCAUUGAAGUUACGGAGCUCGUGAUGUAUUGGAUUGCUGAAGGAUUGAUGGAGGUACAAGGUUCCCGCGAGGAGUACAUGGACGAAGGAAUCACAAUUGUGGAGAGCUUAAAGGACUACUGCCUGCUAGAAGAUGGUUCUCGCAGUGGAACAGUUAAAAUGCAUGAUGUUGUCCGAGAUUUUGCGAUAUGGAUUAUGUCUUCCGCACAAAAUGAUUGUGAUUCGCUUGUCAUGCCCGGUACAGGUUUGCAAGAGAUUAGACAAGACAAAUUUACUCCUUCGCUUCGAAGGGUUUCUUUGAUGAACAAUAAGCUCGAAAGGCUUCCUUGUCUCGCAGAAGAGUACUGCAUGGAAGCCUCAACCUUACUGCUACAGGGAAACUCUCUUCUACAAGAAGCACCAGAGGGGUUCUUGCAAGCAUUCCCAGCUCUUCGGAUCUUGAAUCUAAGUGGGACACGCGUGAAUUCCCUGCCCCAUUCCUGUUUGCAGCUUUCCAAACUUCAUUCUCUUUUCUUAAGAGGAUGUGUUAAACUUACAGAACUACCUUCUCUAGAAACUCUUGCCAAACUUGAGCUACUGGAUCUAUGUGGCACACAUAUCAAAGAAUUCCCAAAAGGGCUAGAAAAGCUGGAGAGCUUUAAACACCUUGAUCUUUCGCAAACAAUUCACCUCGAAACUGUUCCAGCUAGAAUUGUUUCGCAGUUAUCAAGUUUGGAGACACUAUAUAUGACAUCAAGUCACUACCAUUGUGUAAAGGGAGAAGAACAAGAAGGCCAAGCAACACUUGAAGAGAUUGCAAGCGACGGUUUACAGGUGCUGUCUAUAAGUCUUACUUGUUCUCCGUCUUUUCUAACAAAGAGCAACUCUUGGAUCAAAAGACUAAAGAAAUUUCAACUUAAGGUGGGCUUUUGCUACGUUUUUCCUAUGAGACACGAUAAGAGGAGGCUAACAAUAGGUAAUCUCAACUUAUCACAAGUAUCCAUGGAGUGGCUCGUUGCUUGUACAACCUCUGUAGCACUGAACAAUUGUGAAGGGCUCCAAGGAAUGAUGAAUAAAUUGCUCAUUGGUAGCAAGACAUUCGUGAAUUUGAAAUCUCUGAUUAUUGAGGUUGCUAAGUUGAGUGGUGGGAUAGAGAAGGCAUCCACCGAAAGUCCAAAAGGAUCCUCCACAACUCCAGAUAUACUUCCAUUUCUGGAGGAACUUCGCCUGCGCAAAGUUAACUUGGUCUCCCUUUCGGAACUACAAGCACAGCUAGGGUUGAGAUUGGCAGCUCUUAAACUACUUGAGGUCAGCAUGUGCCGCAAACUUGAAACACUCAUUGAGGUAGACAUGUUCACUAUGCCAAACCUGGAGGAGAUAGAUAUUUACGAAUGUGACUCCUUGCGGAAUCUACGCCAAACUCUUAAUGGUCCACAAAAACCUCUCUUACCAAAGGUACGUAUCAUGAAACUGGGAAAUCUUCCACUGCUGAGGAGUGUUUGCUACAAAGAAGAGAGUUGGGAGUGUCUUGAACAGGUGGAAAUCAGAAACUGUGGUUACCUACAUACUUUACCUAUAAGCUCCAAAACUUGUGGAAGAAUCAAGGAAAUAAAAGGAGAUGAGAGUUGGUGGAAACGUUUGACAUGGUAUAAUCCUUCUUUAGAAACUCUUGAACCUUGUUUCAGGCCAUUGAAAGAAGUUUUUGUUGAAAAGGCACCUGAUUUUAUGUCCAACAACUUGUGGAAGAGUUGACAAAGAAUCCAGGUCCAAGAGCACUACUUUCUUUUCUCUGUGUAGGAUGUGCAAAACUAUCUUGUUUAUUUGGGUGUGUCUUUACUUUGUUCGAGUCUUGAAAGUGUGAGUGUGCAAAACUAUAUCAACAAUGUUCCGUUUUUUUUUUC
Messenger RNA from Raphanus sativus (radish), 3290 nucleotides. RefSeq names its product disease resistance protein At4g27190-like. The record is from RefSeq and is a predicted model, not a curated record. NCBI's taxonomy places the organism in Eukaryota, Viridiplantae, Streptophyta, Magnoliopsida, Brassicales, Brassicaceae. Gene Ontology annotation, molecular function: ATP hydrolysis activity; ADP binding.